This is a messenger RNA of Theobroma umbraticum, 918 nucleotides long. RefSeq lists its product as uncharacterized. Lineage: Eukaryota; Viridiplantae; Streptophyta; Magnoliopsida; Malvales; Malvaceae. The record is from RefSeq and is a predicted model, not a curated record.
CUUCCCUCUAUUUUCUCUCUCUCCUAUUUCCUCGCUGCAAUUUUUUUUCCCUUCCAUAUCGUGGGUUCCUUCUCCAAUGGCUUCUUCAAGGAAAUGGGCAAGCUUCAUAUCCUGCAUUGCUUCUUUUAUGUAUUUCCUUCUUAUCAUCUUUCAAAUCCCUCUUUUCAGGGUACCAUGUAGAUUUGGAAUAUGCAAAACGCCUAUUGAGGUAACAUCCUCUCAGUUGAUUGCCAGUGAGCUCUUCCCUACAUGUGUAGUUAAGGUUCUUCUGUAUCCAGGGGCUAUUGCCAAUGCUAUCAUCAAAAACAGGUCUUUUCCAAGCUAUGGCAAAUUGUUAAAGUUAUAUAACCUCACCAAUGUGAGGAAGCCUCCUGCAGCAUCUGAUCUUCAGCGCCUAGAGAUUCUUGCAGGGAGCUACUUGGCUGUUGUAGGAGCAUUUAUAAGUCUCUUAAGGCACGGAAGAAUGAGCCUUUUUGGGACGAUGCUUAUAAUAUGGGGCCUUCUCAGAGAAAUCAUUAUGGUUCCCACAAAAGCUAUUCAUAUGUACCCAACAAUGAUUGUUGCUAUGGUUUGUGCCUUUUUGUCAGUUAGAAGGGAUGUGAGAAAAUUAAUCCAUAGUUGCAAAGCAAGGCGAGUCAAAAUUCUGUGAAGGCAGAUCCAGCAUGCAUACUUUGGUGGUAACAUUUUUGAGUACCUAACAUAUAGGCCCACCUUGGGAUCUUGGGAAGGAAAGAUACAACAGAACUUUCAUGGAAUAGAGAUUAUUGACAAAUCAUUUUAAACUUAUUGAGAUGUAAUUUUAGGGCAACUUUGAGAUUCUAUAGGGACUAGGGAGUUGGAUUACCUCUGUACAGUUUACUGGAGUAGAUUCAAAUAGCUUGUAACUUAAAUAGAAAUGUAUGGUUGUUUUCUCUCUCU